AUUUCGCUGCGGUUACAGCAGCUGCUUCUCUCUCUAGCCACCGGCGCCUGCUUCUGCGGGUGUCCAACGCGGCAAAGCCUAUUCGGUUUGGCCAGCUGCGUGUGAUCCCCUCGCGCCCGAAUCUCUUAGGUUGGCUUUGGCGGCUGAGGUUUUGGGGGAGUUCUUUGCUUCAUAGAGGCGAGUCAGCAGAGCUGAAUCUCACCUCGAGUUUUAGUUAGCCGUACGUCUUCGGAUCUUUCCUUUUCCUCAUCUCAUCUGGUGGGAUUCAUCUCCAUUUUGGAGUUCAUUCAAAUCCCACCUGGGAUUACGUCGGCGCGGCUGUCGUGGGAUUCUCGGUGUCGCGAGUUUUGGAUGCACUGUGAUUCUUUCGCACAUGGUGAGCUUCUGAUGUCAAUUAGGAUUAAGCAUGUUUCUCUGCUGCGCUCAAGUUGGAGAACAAGAAGCCAGCUUCGACAGUAGUUAUCUGUCGCAAGCAGACAAUGCACCCAUUUUCACUUAAGAGUUCGAAGGGAGCACCAAUUCUGCCGCGACCGGUCUUUGUUUUCUUCGUUGCCUUAUUUGGAUUCUAUGUAUGCUACCUCUCCUUCAAUCAGAUAACACUGGAGAAUAAAAGGGAAGGGAAUAGUGGAGAAGAACAAAGGGCAAAUAUUUGCAGAAAGCCUCAUGUGCCAUAUGAGGAGCUCCGUUACACGCACUUUCCAAAACCUAGGAGUUAUAGCAGGGGGGAAUGCUCAUGUACUCCUGUUCGAUUCUUUGUAAUUGUGUCUAUGCAAAGAUCCGGAAGUGGAUGGUUUGAGACAUUGCUAAAUAGUCAUCCUAACAUUAGUUCCAACGGCGAAAUCUUUAACAGAGUGGAUAGAAGAGAAAAUAUCUCAUCUAUCCUACAAACACUUGACAAACUGUAUAAUUUGGACUGGCUCACCAGUGCAGCGAAGAAUGAGUGCACAGCUGCAUUUGGACUGAAAUGGAUGCUUAAUCAGGGAAUUUUGGAAAAUCAUGAUGAUAUAGUUAGUUAUUUGAACAAGAAGGGUGUCUCUGUAAUAUUUCUGUUCAGGAGAAACACAUUACGCAGGGUUAUAUCUGUGCUGGCCAACGACUAUGACAAAGAUGCUAAGCAGUUGAAUGGAACUCACAAAUCUCAUGUUCACUCAAAAGAAGAGGCUGAGAUAUUAGCAAAAUUCAAACCAGAGCUGGAUACAUCGACUCUGAUCACAAAUAUCAGAAACAUUGAGAAGGCCAUCAGAGAUUGCUUGGAUCACUUCAAGAGUACACGGCACAUGAUGCUCUAUUACGAGGAUAUAAUCGGCAAUAGCAAUGCACUUUCCCAGGUGCAGGAGUUUCUGAGAGUUCCGGUGAGGCCCCUGAUGAGCAGGCAGGUGAAAAUUCACACGAGACCACUGCCAGACCUCGUCAAGAACUGGGAGGACGUGAGCAGCAAACUGAACGGCACAGAGUUUGCUCACUUCCUUGAUGGUUCAGAUUACGUCAAGUGAGAGAUACAUAUGCGAGCAGACUGGUUAUUCACAUUUGGAGUUGUAGUUGCAACAUGCUUAGGAUUCUUUUUGUACAGAUGAAUUUGUAAAGAGCAGGGAAUAAAGAUUAAAGAUGACGAUCACAUAUGCUGAUGGAAUUGUACAAAAUUUU
Messenger RNA from Setaria italica (foxtail millet), 1644 nucleotides. Its product is annotated as nodulation protein H. NCBI's taxonomy places the organism in Eukaryota, Viridiplantae, Streptophyta, Magnoliopsida, Poales, Poaceae. The record is from RefSeq and is a predicted model, not a curated record. The transcript is spliced from 7 exons. Bases 480 to 1493 code for a protein of 337 amino acids.